AUGGGCCCCUCUCGUUCCGCAUCUCCCGGAACUUCCCGCGUUUCCCUCACGUCGGCCUCUCGUCGUGCUCCCUCCCCAUCGCGCUCCUAUGCCGCACCCUCCGUCGCCGCCCACCCACCCGCGCACUCCACGGGGUUGUCUGGCGGACCUUCCGCCUAUACCGCGCCAUCCCAUCAAAUAGUUCCGCCGCCGCCGCUUUUCGGAACCUCUUCGUCCAACCACCGGCCCUCCUCGCCUUCCCUCUCCGCCGCCUCUCCUUCCAGAUCCAUCUCCGCGACUGCCGCGAACAAGCAUCAUUCGCAGCGUUACACCCUCCCUACGCCAAUCUCCAUUCCGUCCCUCAACCUGACGAGCCCCAGGCACAGUUCUCCGCGCGUCACGCCCCGAAGCUCCAUCGCGAGCCUGCUGCCCAGCUUCGGCAGGUCCGGGGGUUACACUGGGGGAAAUGGCGUAGGAAGCGGAUUCGGGGAGGUUAGAUUCGGUGACCGUAGUUUGGAUGCGGGACAGCCGUCGGGGCCAAUACCACCGGGACCUAUCACAUCCGCAUCGGCAACAGCAGCUUCGUCGUCCUCCGCGCUUGUAGCGGCAGCAACGGCGGCGGUUGCGGCGGCAGCAGCUGCCGAGAGUGCCGCUGCGCCGUUGACCGCGCGCGGAAGCAGAAGCGGAACGCCGGAUUCGCGCCGCCAGCUGUUCCCGGGCGCGGAAGCCCGCGGAACCUCCUUAUCUUCCGCGCCGCCCGUAAACCCGGCCCUCACACCCGCAACGCAGCUCCAUCCCGUCACGCCUGCGCCCGUGCGCACUCCCCGCCCCGCCAGCCCCGUGCUCCCGGGGGACCGCGUAGAUCGGCCGGCGGAAGGGGAAUGGUCGGGGAACAUGGGCGGAGGGGUUCUCCGCGGCUUGAGCGGAGGCGCAGAGGAAGCAGGCAGCGGAGUGAGGGAUGGCGGAGGGAUUGGCGCAAUGAGGUCUGUACAAGUGGCGGUGGGGGGAAGCGGCGGACUGGGGAGGGGGAAAGGAAGCUUUUCUAGCGCGCAGCAGCAGCAGCACAACCGGCGGUGGACGAAUGACGGGUCCGCGGGUGGCGGAGCGGUUUGCGCGUCUCCUGCUUCCGCCGCAGCCACGGGGAGGCCGGAUGCGGACAUGGCGGACUUGCGCUCGUUUGCGGGGGAUGAAUUCGCGUGCAGCAGCGCGGGGAGUCAGCGGAAGGUGGAGCGGAAGGACAGGUGCGCUGAUGGGGAUGGAACACCAGCGGGCGCGGCGCCGGCGGCUGGUGUGGGAACCAGAAUCCCGCGCGAAGGGGGAGAAGGCGGGGGAACAGACCGCGCCGACGCGGUGGGGGGGAUAGGAAGAGCCAGCAUGGGCGCUGGCGCAAUAGGGGGAAUGCCCGGAAUUGGCAGGGGAACAGUUGGGGCGGGAGGUCUGCGAUCCAGCGCGGAAGGGAUGACUGGGGGAUUUGCAGCGGGAAUCGCGGCAGGCAUGUCGGCGCGACCGACUUCCGGGGGAAUACCGUCCGCUUCCGCUUCCGCGCCAGGAGCAGCAGCAGCAGCAACAGCGGCGGCGGCAGCGGCGGCGGCUGCGGCGCCAGCACGCGCGGGCGCGGAUCUUGCGGUGGCGAUGGCGGAGGCAGCGGGGGCGGCGGAGGCGGAGAGCGGAAGCAACAGCCGCGCUGGUUUCCAUCAAAUGGCGGCGAAGACGCGCCUAUGGAGGACGCGCGAGCCCGGAAGCGCGGUCCUGCGCCACGGGUCCAUCGUCGCGCUCGCACUGGGCAACAAGCUGCUGGCCGCCGUCGAAUCCAACGGCCGCUGGGAGCUCGGAACCGUCGAUCCGUGCGCAGAGCCGCCGGCAGGUGCCGCAGCAGGCGCCGUGAGCGACGACGCGGGGCCCUGCAACGAUGAUGCGCAGGCGGCAGCGGCAGCAACGCCAGCAGCGGCGGCUAGUAGUGGUGGCGCUGCCGGUCUCGGUGCGGAUUCUGCCGUCGGCAGCGGCGGCGGCGGCGACGGCGGUGCGUUACAUGGCGGCGCGGGCGCGUUGAAUGGCGGCGGGAUUGGCGGGGCGUGGCCCGUGGAGAGCCUAUUCCUGCUGGUGUGCUUCGGAGGGGGUCGCGUGGGGCUGCGGUCCCUGGCUGCGGACGGGCGGUGCCUGUCCGCUGCCAGCAGCGCGGACGAAUGCCACUACUUCGCUGGAUGGCACUUUCAGGAGCCAGAGGUGUGGUGCAUGCCGCCAGACCUCUCCGCCCUUCCGCCCGCUCCUGCUGCUGCCGACCGCAAGGAUGCGCGCGAGGCACAGGCGGAGGGGGGCGCGGAGGAGACGGCGGACGGGGGCGAGGGGAAGGAGAGGGCGCAGGCGGGAGGGGGAAGGGGCGCGGAGUCCGUGCUGCCUGUGCGCGUGGUGGGCAUGGUGGGUGGUAGCUACAGGCAGUGGAAGCACAUGCAGCAGGAGGUGGCCAAUGCUGCCGGGCUGAGGGGACAGGUGCACCAGCUACGGGAGCGCGUGCGACUGCUCGAAGCCAGUCAAGCCCGAGGGUCCCUCACUGUGCCGCCCCUGGUUGCGGCAGCAGCAGAGGGGGGUGGAGAGGGAGGAGUGAGUGGGAGUAAAGAUGGGACCGGUCUGGGUGCGCUCUCUGUGUGCAUCGGUGGAGAAACUUCCAUUGCUGGAACGAACAGCAGUGACGAGAAGGAGUGGGAGCAGGGAGUGGGGAAGACGCACGAAGGCGGGGAGGGAGUGGAUGGAGCAGGGGUGCUACACCCUGCCGCCUCCACCCCUCCGCUCUCCCCAUCUCUAGCUGCCUCCCUGUUCCAAGCCGCUUCCGUGUCUGAAUCCCCCAUUCUCGCCCCUGAGUCGCCGCUGCUUCCUCAACCGAGCACCUCCCCUCUUCCCUCACCGAUCCUCAGUCUCGAGUGUCCGGCUGCGGGGGCUCAGCUGGAGGCACAGGCACAGGCAGCACGGGCAGCACAGGCAGCACGGGAGGAGGAGAAGGCAGAGAGUGAUGGUGGCAGGGGUGGCAUUCAACAGGGUUUCGGGCGGUUUGGAGGGGCAGGUGAUGUGGAGAAGCGUUGGCAGGCGCAGCUGCAGCAGCAGCAGCAGCAGCAGCAGCAGCAGAAGAAGAAAGAGGUGGGAUGCGGCAAGGGGGCUUUGGGAGGGCUGUACAACCGACCUGCUGUUGGUUCGGCUGAUGAUGCUGUCGAUGCUGCUGAUGCUGCGGCUGCUGCAGCGACGGCUGCUGCUGCUGCUCCAACUGAGAAGAGAGGCACGGAGGAGAGUGCUGUUAGCGGCACAGGAGAUGCAGGGACGAAGCAGCAGGGGCAGGGAGGGCAGCAGUCGCCGGAUAUGGCAUGGCUGCACAACCUCAUCAAAGAGGCGCGCAAGGCAACGGUGUCAGCAUCAACUGUGCUCUCCACAUCACAUGCAUCACCUGCCCCUCACGCCCACCAUCCCGCUGCUGCCAAGCGUUCUGUAACCACGUCAGCCAUCGCAACAUCAGCAGUUACCACGUGUGCUGUCACCCAUGUGGGACACCCCAACCCCAUCGGCCUAGUCCCAACCUCUGACGGGACAGCAGCAGCCAAGGGGGGAACAGCAGGACCAGAAGAGGCAAUACUGUCAGUAGGAGGAGGAGGAGGGGGAUUGCUUUCUGGUGCAGCUGCGGUGGUUAGUGCUGGUACAAGCGAGCCAAAGGAGCUACGCCAUUCUGCUGUUGAGCAUAUGGCAGGGGCCUCUGCUGAGGCGAAGGAGAGGAGACGAGUCGCUGCUGUUGCAGCAAGAGGAGGAGGGGGGGGAGGAGGAGGAGGAGUGGGUGGAACUAGAGCUACAGCGGCAGUUGCGGUAGCAGAAGGAGCAGCAGAAAGGGAGGGGAGUGCAGGAGUUGUGGGGGUUGGGGAAGGAGGGGCGGUGGGGGAGGUGGGUGUGGGAGUUGCAGGUGGUGCGGGGGGGAUGGCAGCAGUGGCAGGAGGGGAGAAGAAAGGGAGGGCGGAGAGGGGGAGUGCUCGCUCCAGGAGUCCCUUGAGGCUCGCUGAAGGUGGGUCUGGUGCCUGGUGCUCGUGCUGA
Messenger RNA from Closterium sp. Yama58-4, 4041 nucleotides. The record is from the annotation of a GenBank genome assembly. Lineage: Eukaryota; Viridiplantae; Streptophyta; Zygnematophyceae; Desmidiales; Closteriaceae.